Auanema sp. JU1783 is the source of this 1170-nucleotide messenger RNA. Lineage: Eukaryota; Metazoa; Nematoda; Chromadorea; Rhabditida; Rhabditidae. The record is from the annotation of a GenBank genome assembly.
AUGUCUAGACAGGCUGCUUCUAACACCGAUGCCGCUGAGGGUCUUGAAGCCUGUAUUGAGAAUAGUCAGCGAGACAUGACUACGACCCAAGAAGAUCUGAUAGCUUUUAGAGCUCGCAAAGUUGCGUUGAUUACUGGAAUAUCUGGACAAGAUGGAUCUUAUUUGGCUGAGUUACUUCUCUCCAAGGGAUAUAAAGUUCAUGGAAUCAUUCGCAGAUCUUCAUCUUUUAAUACUGCUCGUAUUGAGCAUUUAUACAGCAAUCCAGUAACUCAUCAUGGAGAUUCAUCUUUCUCUCUUCACUAUGGUGAUAUGACUGAUUCUUCUUGUUUAAUUAAGUUGAUCUCAACAAUCAUGCCCACAGAAGUCUAUCAUUUGGCUGCUCAAUCUCAUGUCAAGGUCUCCUUCGAUCUCCCUGAGUAUACAGCUGAAGUAGAUGCUGUGGGAACUCUGAGACUAUUAGACGCUAUUCAUGCUUGUGGUUUAACAAAGAAGGUUCGUUUUUACCAAGCUUCAACUUCUGAACUUUAUGGAAAAGUGCAAGAGAUCCCACAAAAAGAAACAACUCCAUUCUAUCCUCGAUCUCCUUACGCUGUGGCUAAAUUGUAUGGAUAUUGGAUUGUUGUCAACUAUCGUGAAGCUUACGAUAUGUUUGCCUGCAAUGGUAUUCUCUUCAAUCAUGAGAGUCCUAGAAGAGGAGAAACAUUCGUUACAAGAAAAAUCACCAGAUCUGUUGCUAAGAUCAGUCUGGGGCAACAGGAGUAUGUUGAGUUAGGAAACUUGGAUUCUCUUCGUGAUUGGGGACACGCUAGAGAAUACGUCGAAGCUAUGUGGCGUAUACUCCAGCACGACCAUCCAGACGACUUUGUCAUUGCCACUGGCAAACAAUACACAGUUAAGGAGUUCUGCAACUUGGCUUUUGCUGAGAUCGGCGUCACUCUUGUAUGGGAAGGAGAAGGAGUUGAUGAAGUUGGAAAAGACAAAGAAACAGGUGCUGUUAGAGUAAAAGUCAGUCCAAAGUAUUAUCGCCCAACUGAAGUAGAAACUCUUCUCGGAGAUGCAACAAAAGCUAAAGAAAAGCUUGGAUGGGAAGCCAAAGUUACUCUCAAUGAGUUGGUGAAGGAAAUGGUUGAAUCUGACAUCGCACUCAUGAAGGCUAAUCCGAUGGCAUGA